CUCUCUCUCUCCUCCACCUCUCCUUCAUUUGUAGCUUCCCUCCAUCACCACCAGGGGCUUCUCCACACCGCGCCGUGUGUGUGCCGAGAGCGGCUCGGCCGUCCCCCCUCUCUCCCCUGCACUUCCUCGGAACGGAGACUCCAGACGCGCAGCGCGGUGGCAGACAGGGCGCACGGAGCGUCUGUCCUUCUCAUUUUCACCAUCACACGGAAUCCUAUACCUUUCAUUCCGGGAAGAGGCAGCAAGUUGAUGCCCCCGGCACCGCAUCCCUCGGCAACUUGACACGGCCAAAGGCAUUUGUUUCCGCCCGCACGAUAACAGAAGAAGUUGGAGAGGAGCCACAGAACGGGAGAGAGACUAAUGUUGGAUGGCACAGUAAAGACAACCUGAAGGACCUGAGAGCCAUCAUUUGCACAGAGUGCCAGCAAGGUCAUCUGACUGAGGGAUGGUUUGUCCUUUUCCUGCCUUUAUAUCGCUGAUGGAGCUGUGAGGAUGGCCAAAGAAAUACCAUAGAACCUUUGAAGAAUGAACUUUCCAAACCACUGGAUUGUUCUGGAGGGAAAAGCCAACGAAGAUCAAACAAAAUCACCCACAGUAAAAUCAGCUGACCUUUUCUCAUUUCAAGGAUUCUGCUUCAGGAGCCAAGGCCAGUCGUGACUUUUUAAGGACCUUGACUACAGAGGACUUUUCUUGGGGAAAAAGGUUCUAGAGAAUAACUUUUGGGCAGCUUAGUAUUAAACCACCUGAAACACGCACCAACUGUUUUAAGUGACAUGGCCAGAAGUGAAAUCAGAAGCAAACAACAAAGACAGGAACGGAUGGAGACCAUUGCUCUUGAGAGGCGUGUUCCUCAGUGCCAUUAUAUCCCUGUCUCCUCCCAGCUCCCCCACUGAUCACUGAGCCAGUCUAGAAAAAUCUGUUGCUGUUUCCUCCAGAAAUUCAGCUUGAAAAACGCUUAGCAGAGUCUUUUUGUUUGUUACUGUAGGUCAUACUUUGAACUCUGUGAGGUGGGGAAGAUACUAUAAAAAGAAUCAGAAUGACUGACCAUGUUACAGUACAAACAGCUACUCUGCAGGUGGUAGGAAUCCAAUAUGCUCAGUGACCUUCCUUGUAUUCAGCAGAUAACUUCAGAUUGAUUCGUGAUCCCAUGGAUUAACUUUCAAGUUCUCACACAAAGACCUUUUAAUUUUGCCCUGGUGGAGUUUUAUUUGAUACAAAACUACAAGUGAAAAACUCUUCCUGUCUGCAUGUAUCUUUUAUAUUACAUGUAGACCCAGGUUGGAUAUCUCUGUCUUUUUUUUUCUUUUUCUUCUGUUUUUAAUCGAAAUGGCUCCGUCUUGGACAGCAGGAGCUUGGACACUGUUGGCAGCAUUGGGUCUUCUUAGCUGCUGUAGUUUUGGCUGGUGUGAGGCCUCAAGGACUAGUGGUUCAACCACGGGAGGGAAUGGAUCAGAGCAAGGACCCUCAUCACUUGAACGAGUUAAGCGAGGAUGGGUGUGGAACCAGUUCUUUGUGGUGGAGGAAUACACGGGCACAGAGCCAUUAUAUGUAGGAAAGAUCCACACAGACUCAGAUGAAGGUGAGGGCAACAUCAAGUACACCAUCUCUGGAGAGGGGGCAGGCACCAUCUUCAUCAUCGAUGAGCUAACGGGAGACAUCCACGCCACAGAGAGACUAGACCGUGAAGAGAAGGCCUUUUACACGCUUCGGGCUCAGGCCCGGGACCGGCUCUCCAACGACCCCCUGGAACCAGAGUCAGAGUUCGUCAUUAAGGUCCAGGACAUAAACGACAGUGAGCCCAAGUUCUUGGAGGGUCCUUACAUCGGCAGUGUGGCGGAGCUGUCACCCAUUGGAACCUCCGUCAUGAAGGUUACUGCGUCAGAUGCUGAUGACCCUACAUACGGCAGCAGCGCCAGAGUGGUGUACAGCGUACUGGAUGGAGAAAAGUUUUUCACUGUCGAUAGACACACAGGAAUCAUCAUGACAGCAGUGGCAGAUUUGGACCGUGAAACGCAGGAUCGUUAUGAGUUGGUCGUCAAGGCAACAGACAUGGCAGGACAAAUGGGCGGUCUCUCCGGCUCCACCACGGUGACCAUAGUGAUCACAGAUGUUAAUGACAACCCGCCGCGCUUCCCACAGAAGAUGUAUCAGUUUUCUGUGUCAGAGGGAGCGGCUGUUGGGACACCAGUUGGGCACGUCAUUGCCACGGACGCAGACAUGGGCGAGAACACAGACAUGAGCUAUCUGAUCAAAGAGGGAUGGGAGCUCUUCAAGGUCACAACUGAUGUGGAGACACAGGAAGCUGUUGUCUCCAUCAAGAAGCCACUGGACUUUGAGAGCAAGCGCACACACAAUGUGGUGGUGGAGGCAGUAAAUAAGCACGUGGACCCCCGCUUCGUUGACCUGGGCUCUUUCCGAGACCAGACCAUCGUCCGGGUCAGCGUGUCGGACAUAGAUGAGCCCCCCAUCUUUCAUCCAGCAGAAGGCGCCAUCAUGGAGGUGCAGGAGGAUGCUAAAGUGGGAGCGCUGGUCGGCAUCGUCACGGCCAGAGAUCCGGAUGUGAAGAAUAAACCUGUCAGGUUCUCCAUUGAUCGGACCACAGACCAGGAGAUGAUAUUCCAUAUUGAUCCUGAUUCAGGAGCCAUCACACUGGGCAAGAUUUUGGACAGAGAGACAGCAGGAUGGCACAACAUCACUGUGAAGGCUGUAGAAGCAGAUAACCACACCAUGGCGUCCCACUCAGCCGUGAGUAUUCGGAUUCUGGAUGUAAACGACAAUCCUCCUGAACUGGCCACACCGUAUGAAGCCUCUAUAUGUGAAGAUGCCAAACCAGGCCAGCUAAUUCACACCAUCAGCGUGGUGGAUCGAGACGAGCCGCAGUCCGGACAUCGCUUCUACUUCACUUUGGCCCCUGAAGCCUCCAGCAAUCGACACUUCACCCUCUGGGAUGUCAAAGACAACACAGCUGGCAUCCGGACCCAGCGGUCAGGCUUUAACCGCCAUGAGCAGAAUGUGUAUUUCCUGCCUAUCCUGGUGGUUGACAGCGGGCCCCCCUCUCUCAGCUCCACAGGCACCCUGACCAUUCGUGUCUGUGGUUGUGACACAGAGGGAGCCAUCCAGUCCUGCAAUGCCACAGCCUAUGUAAUGAGUGCUGCUCUCAGCCCUGGGGCACUUAUAGCACUACUGGUCUGCAUGCUCAUCCUCAUAGUCCUUGUCUUGCUGAUCCUGACCCUGAAACGCCACAGGAAGGGCCAGAGGAUGGCAGAGGACGAGGAGGACAUGAGGGACAAUGUCAUCAAGUACAAUGACGAGGGUGGAGGGGAGCAGGACACCCAAGCAUACGACAUGAGCGCCCUGAGGAACCUCUAUGACUUCCCAGAGGCCAAAAGCUGUGACUCGGGCCCGGACAUCCGCUCACUGCCACAGUGGAUACAGGCCAACCGAGUGAACGGUGGUGGUGGUGGCGGCGCAGAGGGAGCUGCGGCCCCAGCGGCAGACUUCUCCCUGUUCAAAGGCUACAUCCGAAAGAAGGUGGAGCAGGCUGAUGCUGACCUGUCGGUCCCGCCGUACGACUCCUUCCAGACGUACGCCUUUGAGGGCACCAGCUCACCAGCGCUCUCACUCAGCUCCAUCCACACGCUGUCCACCACCUCGGAGCAGGAUUUCUCCUACCUCAGUGACUGGGGACCACGUUUCAGGCAACUGGCGGGCUACUACGCUCCAGGAAACCCUGAGGAGGAAGGGUCCUAGCACAGCUUCUCCUCUGCAGAGAGACGUUUAAACUCCCUCUUCCUCCUCCUUCCUCUCUGCCUCCUCUUUUCACCCUCUGGCACUCUGAGAUCAUCAGAGCCAGCUCUGCGUACUCCUUAAGAACAGAGCAUCGCCUCUUUAUCUCUUUGAAAGAAAGUUCCCAGUGUCAAGGUUUGAACUCAAGUUUUUUAGCACUCUUCUGAUUGGUCCUUGCAAGUUUUCAGACUUUAAGAUGAAAGCUGUGGUGAUGAUAUGAGAGAAAGGAAAGAAAGAGACAACCAGUCACCAAAAUUGCCAUUUAGGCAUGUGUGAAGGGAGGGAUUUCCUCUGCCAAACCAGAAACGAGAAUCCUUAUUUUCAGCUAUGAGACUGUUUUCAGAGUUCAGAGAAUCAGCAUUACAUAGAUAGGCUUAAACCACGCCAAGGCGAACUGUCUGACAAACGUAUUUAUUUAAAGGAGGAAAUAUUUAUGUAUUUAUUAGUUUUUAUGUAUUUAUUUAUUUAUUUACACCAUUAUCACCAUGGUAACUGCAACAAUGAACAAGGGAAGAGAGAAGGACAUUAGAAAAAAAAAAGGAAUGAGAGACAACGCAGAAGAAAGAAAUGGAUCACAGUGGCCGAGGACUCUACACAAUGCUGGCACAGAGGUGACGUCUGGGUAUAUAUAUAAAAGAAAAUUACAUUCGGGAAAAUAUUUGUAUUUAUUUUCUAUGACCACUUUUGUAAAAUAACCAACGUAAUACAGAUAGAUGAAAAAGGCAAAUGGAAAGAAGGGGACAGAUGGAGUAAAAGAACUGCAGAAGAAAAGAGCUGCCAGUUCGGUCUGAACGUUUCAGACUGACGUACUUUUGCUGUAUUUUAGUGAUUUCUAAAAGGUUUUGGGUUGUUUUUUUUCUUUUUUUUUUGGAGGUCACAAACUGAGGACAAUUGUGUGUUAACAAUUUCUUUUCUUAUCCUCUCCACAGCCAAUUGUAAGGCAAUAAGGCACAAACCACAACAGUGAUUUAAGACUAAACAAAAUGACUGUUUCAUGGAAUUGGCUGAUGGCCAGCUUCGUCCCACAGGGAGCCAAUCUUCAUUCCAGAAUUGUGUGCGAAUGUGUACAAUAUGUUCAAUUCAUUUUAUAUCCUGAGAUGUUUGAUUUUGAUAUUUUAUUUCCUUGUGGGGGGAGGGAGGGGGCACCAGUGAUGACAGGAUGGCUGUGUGGAAUUACCAGAGGGGAGAGGUUUAAUGGGUCAGACACGAUGAACAGACUGAUCAGAUCCACCUGUUAUCCACCUAUUCAAUGUUGACCUUAACUUGCAAAUGUAUUGAAAAUUUAAAAAAAAAAGAAAAAGAAAAAAAAAGAUUAAAACAAAUAAAUAUUUAAUUUUUUUUUGGUAAAAACCUACAUCUCCCUGUGUGCACUGAACUACAUCACUGAGUGAAUUACUCAGUGAAUGAGAUGACAAAAGAUGAGGUAAAUAGAGCGUCCAUGUUACUAAUUAUUGUUUGUCACUUGUUUGCUGAAGAUGUCUCCUGAAUUAUGAAUAAUCAUGGAGCUAGUUUGUGUUUACACUGGGGGUAGUUUCAGAGAAUGGUUGUAGAUGGAAACAAACAGACCAUAUGACAGGCCAGAGCCAAACAAAGACUCUCCUCUCAGCGUGGCUCCCUCCUG
This is a messenger RNA of Lates calcarifer (barramundi perch), 5407 nucleotides long. Its product is annotated as cadherin-22. Gene Ontology annotation, cellular component: catenin complex; adherens junction; plasma membrane. The transcript is spliced from 14 exons. The coding region runs from base 1327 to 3750 and encodes 807 amino acids. Gene Ontology annotation, molecular function: calcium ion binding; cadherin binding. Gene Ontology annotation, biological process: adherens junction organization; calcium-dependent cell-cell adhesion; cell morphogenesis. Lineage: Eukaryota; Metazoa; Chordata; Actinopteri; Centropomidae. The record is from RefSeq and is a predicted model, not a curated record.